AUGGCAGCUGAUGAGUUACAUCAAGCUGUAAAAGCUGAGGAAUGGAGUCGGGUGUCUCAGUUGUUGUACUCUACUUGGUCCAAAAACGUUCUAGAUUGUUUUAAGGUUCAUUCGAAAGAGCCUUGGGAACGACUUGACGAUGAAAAGAAGAUCAGUAAGUUUUUUUUAUAUUUUUAUGUUUUUAGGUACGAACAGAAGAAGAAUAUACGAAAAUUUGCUUCAUAUUAACAUGCUGUUAAGCAAUUACUUUCUGAAAGGAAAGCUUUGUUCAAAUGGCAUAAAGUGCAAUAAUAGUUUUAGAUGUUAAAAAUGAAAAAAUUUUUUAUUUAGCAAUAGUAAGUUGUAUCUUUAGACGAGCUGUUGAUAUAUCCAUUGGCAUUGGCUUUAACUGGAGAUACAAAAUGUAAAAAAGUGAAUGGAGAAGUGACUUUGGGUCAUCUGGCUGAGAUCACAGGCUUCAAGCCUACGAAUUCACUUAUUUCAAGAGGCCAAGUCUGCGGCCGAAUGUUCAAAUACGGGGAAUUGACAUAUUCAUGCAAGUACGUAAUUUCCAAUGUUAUAAGAAGUAUUUUACACAGAUUUAAUCUUAAAAACUCUUGAUUAUGUUAAUCUAAAACAGCUUAUUUAGCUAGCUAGGACUAUUUAAAAUCUGGUUUGAUAUCCUUAUUAAAGCGUAAUGGUGGAGUUAAUAGUCUGAAAUUAAGGUUAAUACCUAAAAUUUUAAUUUUUAGAGAAUGCGCGAAUGAUCCGACUUGUGUGUUGUGUUACGAUUGCUUCAAGAACUCGGCACAUGUGAAUCACAAGUACAAGAUGCAUCCGACUAGCGGGAAUGGCUACUGUGAUUGUGGUGAUCCAGAAGCGUUUUUGAAUGACCCAGUCUGUAAACUGCAUUUACCGUCACAAGAGGAAAAAGAUAACUUGGACAAGUAUGGUUAUUAUAAUGUUUUUUUGUAGAUUAAUAUCCAAUAUUAAUUUUUAAAAUUUUGUUUUUUAGAUUUUUAAAAACGUUUUGUAAGCUUUUUAUCAAGUUCACAAGUUUUAUGGUAAAAUAAGUUAUUUCAGACAACUUCCAAAGGAUUUACACACAAGACUUCAUUCCCUUGUUCUGAUCUGUCUCAAGUUCAUUGUAGAAGUUUUAAUGGCUGAUGUUGAUAACAAUGAUUUGUUUUUGCCUACUGUUAUUGAGUAAGGCUAUUUUUUAAUCUUAUUUUCAUUUUUAGUCUUCGGGAGAUUGGCAAUGAUGUGCAUCAAACGAUAUUGUUCAAUGAUGAAACACACACUUACGACAGUGUAAGUUUUAACUUUUAUUAUGUUGGUUUUAGGUAUGAUUUUGCAAAGGUUAAUGAAGUGUUAUCUUAACUUUUAUAAUUUUUAUGAAAAAGAUUUUUUAAACUUUUUAUUUAUCGUUAGUCUGAUUAAAUUUGCUAAUUUAGGUAAUACGGGCCCUGACAAUGUCGAUAAACUGUGAUGAAGAUCAAGCCAAGAAACUGGCUGCCAUUGUAGAUCGUGAAGGUCGAACUAUUGUUUCCGUGGGGUCAAUAGAAAGUUGUACCAUGGUCCAAGACAGUAUUCGUCGUCGAACACAAAAAGACUCCAGUAGACGUACUCAGAAGUCGGGUCCUUUAUUGGUAAAGGUAAUGAGGAGCUCAGUCGUAGCAUGUCAGUCAUUUGCUGUUUAUCUACUUCAAUGGCUCACUUCUCAAGUCAAGUGCUUUGGUAAGUUGUCGUAAAGUACAAAUAUGUAUAUGCAUAUGUUCGCUAUCAAAUAAUGUUGUAGUAGGUUUUUGUUUAUUCUGACUGAUAUAUUAUGUUGGAUAGAUCUGUUUAUUUUAUAACCAAAAUGUUGAAAAGUUAUAUAAAAUAUAAAUUAAAACCAAGAUUUUAGCUCCAAUUGGCACAAUCAUUGGUAAUGUUCUCCUACAUGAAUGUUCGAAAGAUUGUCGCAAUUCAGCUGAUUUUUGUCGCGAAAAACUGAUUCCAACCAUCGAUUUUGACACGAAUUUGAUAUCUCCAUCAUGUAGCCACAAGUCACCGUGUGUUCGGUUCAUGUUGAUGGAUAGAAAGUUGUGGAAACAAGCUCGAAUAUCGAUUCAUCAGAUCUUCAUGACUUCUCUGUUGAUGGAUUUCAAACACAAAAAGAAUUUUGGCCGAUUGUUCAUUCAGGUACGUUGAGUAGUGCAUGAUACACAAUAUUUUUUGUAUAAAACCAUUAUUUGAAGUAUGUUUUAUAUAUUACCGGUUUUCUAUAUUAUUUAUCGAUGAAAAGUUUUCAAAUUUUGAAGUUUCAGCACUUUUCGGACAUCUACAACGACUAUGUUGAUGAUGACCACGAGUACAAAUUCAGUAUAGUUGCGAUGACGGUCCAGGUGUUUACCAUUCCUACGAUUGCUCGUCAUUUGAUCAAAGAAGACAACGCUUUAAGCAUAAUCCUCGAAUACCAGUCCAACUUCCUAAAACAAUAUGUCAAAACCUCUCAUCGUGGUCUCCCAGUCCUCGACUUUACCAACAACUCCACGCCCACCGUUCUUGAACGUGCUUUAAUUGCAAUGUCUGACGUUAGUUACCUUCUGUCAUCAGUCCCGAAGCCGGAGGAAUGGGAUGAAGAUAUGAGUGAAGCCUUCCUUCGUGGCGCUACAGAAUUUAUGCGAUUGAUCAGGAACUUCCAACACAUGGAUGAAGUCAAGAGACAGUACAGUGAGCACCAAGCUACUGAUGCUGAGUGGGAAACCGCCUUCUCUUCAUGGUACAGAAUCCAAGAAGCGCUUCACGAUAUCAUCAGGUGGAGUGUAGUGAACGAAGAAGUCCAUAUCAACCUUCUGACUCGCUGUAUCCAAGAAAUCCUUCAUCAAGCCGAGAAGAUGACCGAAUUUCAAGAGAAACGUCGUUUGGUCAAGGUGAAUGAUCUAGAAGCCAUGAGUAUCGAGUUUGACGUCUCAAAAGAGCCCAUCUCUAUCUGGCAACCACUGUGGAGGUAUUGUGCAGCACUAUUUACAGCACCUCCGGAGAUCAUAAAGAAUGUUGUGUGUGAUGACGAUCCAUCACAUCCGGACUUUAAUACUCCGAAGGUUACUGACAAUGUCAGUCCAACAAAGUGGAAACCACAUGACAAACCUUCAAAAAGAUCGUUGAAGGGGUUCAGGACGAUUUUGAUGGAAAUGCCUUUAAGGUAUCAAUGUUUUUAUCGAAGUUUUGUCGUUAUUUUGGGUUUUUUGUAUACCUGAUGGUAUAUAGCUUUGUGUUCGGUUUAUAUUGUUUUAACGGUCAAAAUAUUUAAGGUGUAUCGUAUUGCGAGCCCAAGUAAAUGCCCAACUAUGGCGACGGAAUGGAUUUUCAUUGGCCAAUCAAAUUCACUCGUAUAUGCAACAGAUUUAUCGAUGUGAAAUGUUUGACCGUGACGUUCUUAUGCUUCAAAUAAGUUUUUAUCUAAGCAAGCUUUAAAAUUUAAAAUUAUUUAGUUAGAAUUGUAGAUAAGAUUACAUUUUCCGAUUAAAAAUUGUGUUGCUUUAGGCAAUGGCGGCCGUAACAGACCCAAACAAGUUCUUGAUUCGAAUGUUGGACAGAUUUUCGUUGGUCCGGUUUGCUACGUUUGGAUUCGAAGAUAUGGGUUUGAGUCAGUCACUCGAGAACACACCCUCAACUCCAGCAGCAUCUUUCGACGACUUAUCGAAGAUUACUGUAACGUUGGCCGAGGAGUUCUUCCAAAUCUUGAUAUAUGUUGUCAUGGAACGGUAUCAGAAGGGAGUUGGAAAGGUAAAAUACGUUCAAGGGUUAUUAAAAAGCGCAGUUUGGAUAAUUGUGAUAUCAUAUUAUUAUAAGUUUACUACAAAAAUCAUAAUUAAGAACGAUACAUAAUUCAACUACCUAUAUAUAACCAAAAAUUCUUUAGGUCAAUGUCGAAGAAACUCUAAAACGAGAAAUCAUCCACUUAUUGUCAAUGGGACCAUGCCCAUUCAGUCAUAUUGAGCGUUUCCUCCAAGGUAACGAGAGCUAUGUCAAGUUGUCAUUGGAUGAGAUUGUGAGAGAAGUCGGCGACUUCAGAAGACCAGGCCAAUCGACUGGUGUUUUUGCUCUGAAGCCAAGCUUACGUACUCAAUACAACGCUUUCUUCUGGCACUAUUCUCGUGUCAACAUCAGUCAAGCUGAACAACAACAGAAGAAGGAUCGAUCUUCGGAGAGUCGAGAGAUCAAGGCCUGUCCACCUCCAUUGUGCCCCAGUUUCGAACCGUUUUAUCAACCUAUCAUCAAGUUGUUAGAGUGCAAGUGAGUGUUUGGUUAAAAAGAAGGUUUUUUCCUAAAAAAGGAAGUUUUCACUGUAAUAUAUAUUAAUAUAAAAAUAUUAUUACCUUUCUUGAUUCAGGAAUAUUUUACUAUAAUUUAAACUGUUUUCUCUUUCAGAUUACUCAGCCAACUCUUACGGGUCACAUUCGAACGCUACGCCAAGCAAUCUCGCUUCUCCAGCGAUGGCCUAAUCCACCGUGCCCUCUUCCUUUGUGGAGCAGCGAUAAACGAGCAACUCCUGAACGAAGCCGACCGAAAAUCAGCUCAAAAUGAACAAAGAACAGUACCAGAACGAUUUGCAUUCAUCGAGAACGCCGAAGCGCAAAACCUGCUGGAAAAUUUAAAGAAAUGUCAACAACGUGCCGAAAAGAACGGCUACGGAGAUUUGUGGUGGUGGACGAAGACCAAGUACGAAGAAGCGUUGAAGGUAUGGAAAGGAGAACAAGACGAUCCCAAGAAUCAGGAGAAGUUGGACGAACAGAGCGACGAUUCAGAAAAUAAGGCUGUGAAAAGGGCGAGGAUUGCUAAGCAGAAAAGGGAAAUGGUAGGUUGAUGUUCUUGUAGAUGUCGUAUCUAUGUGGUAAUCGGAUAUUUUUAUGUAUAUGUUAAUAUACUAUAAAGAUACUAAUAGUUUUUAGUUAAUUAUUGUUGGAUGUUUGUAAAAUUUUAAGUUAUUGUUUUAGGCAUUGGAACGAAUGAAGAAGCUCCAACAAAACUUCCGAACCCAACAUCAAGAUUUCUUCGAAGAAGAACCAAACAAGAAAAGAGGUGGACAAGACCAACCCACCACUUCGUCACAAAGCCAAGAAGAGCCAAUGGAAGUUGACGGUCAAAGAAGCCUGGACUACGAUGAUGAACCAGAAACCGGGAUUCUACCUCCAGACGCCGGAUUCCCAGUAUGUCUAGGUCCAAACCGACUUCAUGCUCAACAAAAGGCACAGCGUAGAAUUACUUGUAUCCUGUGUCAAGAAGAGGAGAUUCUGUCGUUUGAUACUGGUGUAGUAUGUGCGGCUUACAUCGAGAGUACUAGGUUGUUCGCUCAAACUAAAGUUGAGGUAAGAACUUGCUAAUGGUCAUGAAUUUUGGUUAUAUUGUUUUAGACAGGUCUGUUCUCCCAAAAAAAAAUUCUGGGAGUUUCCUCGCCCAUAGAUACUGUUUUCCGAAAAAAUAAAUUUUUCAGGACGACAUCAAUCGAACCGAAGACUACCUUCAUUAUGCUCCGUCCGACCUGUACUACGGAAACCACAUCUCCACCUGUGCACAUACGAUGCAUUUCUCGUGCUACAAGUCCUUAAUGAGUGUGAUGAAAGCCAACGAUCGCCAAAGAAACCGAACUCAAGCAAUGUCGCCUCGGAUUCUGGAUACAGAACGAAACGAAUACAAUUGCCCUUUAUGUAAACGACUGUGUAAUUGUGCCAUGCCACUUUUGCCAACGUUGGAACAGCUGAAGGGUGUUGUGCCGUAAGUUUUAGAAGGCUUUUAUGAGUUGAGUUUAAUUUUUUUUGUGUUUUAUGAAGAAAAAUGGGAAAAAUAAGGUCACAAAAUGUAAAAAGUGGAAAUACAUAAUGUUUAUAAAAUGAAGCAGUGCCUUUAAAAAUAUGAAUAUUUAUCCAGACAAUAUUAUCUUGGGUAUCGUUUUAGAUUCUCGGAAAAUCGAAAGAAUCCUCACGAAGAAUUCCCAGACUGGAUCCAGCGAAUGCGAGAACUCUGUACUCAACAAGUCUACUCAGCCAGUAAUGGAGACAACCCAGUCAAAUCACAUUCAAGAAAACGUUCCCAUUCGGAACGAUCACUGGCUGACAUCCGCAAAGAUCAGGCGAAGGAAGGUAACAACAGCACUUCGUGUGUACCUUUUGCCAUCAGUUCCCUGAGCACUUCAUUAUCUUCAUCCACCGAGAAUACGAGUGUUUCGUCGAGGAAUCUGUCUACAUCAACAUCGACCACGGAUACGUUGAGUAACAGCACGUUGAGGUCGACCGACACGUUGACAACGUUCUUGCACGAAACUUUGGAUACGAUCAAAGGGUUCUUGGGCAAAAUGGAUGCAAAGAAAAUGUAAGUUCAUAUUGAAGCUCCCUUGUAUUGUUGAAGAUGUUAUUGUAGAAAUAUUUACAAUUUUUUUUGUAAAUCAGUAGGUAGAUUUGAUGUCAUUAUUAAUAUGUUCACAUUUCUUUAGGCAAACCAACUACUCUGCCUGGGGAACAUUAUCACCGUUCUUCUCGUCCCUUCGAGACCGCCACACAAAGCUUCCAGUGGGUAUGCCACCAACCCCACAAGACGCCGACGGCAUCGUCGACUUGAUCACCAUCUACACCACCAUGGGCUACGUCUUGAGAGCGAUCUGUGCCAUUCUUCAAGCCGAAAAGAAGGCCUUGUUUGGGGCACUGAACACUCGACAACUCGAUUCCAUCAACGGAAUGGUCCGUCUUUGUGCCGUUUCGGCAUUCACCGCAAAACCCAUCGCUCUGAGACUUCUGAUGAGUCGUCUUCUGACACCGUUCUUGAUUCCUCUGAGUGCCAGUAGACCGGUACCAUCUCAGUUGUACACGGCCAAGACCUUGAAUAACAUUGUGGAGAUCCGAAAACAUUUGAAUAGCUUUGUAAGUGUGAUUUAUAUUGGUUAUUCUUUUAGUCUCGUAUAAUUUUUCUUUUUUUACUGUUGGUGACUUCUAUUUAUUGUAUUUUUUUCAAUCGCUUUGGCAUUCUGUAAGUCAGAUAACAUAAUCAGUAAAACACUGUGUAUGUUGUAGUUGCAGAUUCGAGCCAACCCUCUCCGUUGGCAUCAACCUGACCACCAGAAGCAGCGCUCCGAACAACCAGAAUCCCAGUCUUCAACCGCGCCAGCUUCGCCAGGACCAUCGACCAGUCAGUCGUUGUUCGAACCAGAAUCCUCGACUCCACCGUACCAAUCAUCCACCGAGUCUAUCCAGAAUCCGUUCGUAGACAUCAACAUCAUCAACGUCGACAUGAUCAGUAUGGCCAUCGAAUUGGCCAUGCUGAGUGGCUGGUCUGUCGUGAAAGGAGGCAAACAGUUCCUUCACAACAUUGGCAAAGUCGAAGAAGGACCACCACGGGUACCGGACGGCAGUGUAGACGAGUACCAUUGCGUACAACUCUGCCUACUCGGCCAUAUCUACCAGGCGAUUGUUUGCUUUGUCGACAACGACCAAUCUGGAAUCCACAACUCUAGCCGCUCGAUCAGUGACGAUGUGAGCAGAAUCCAGCUACAAGAUCAAGCGACAGCAGACUCAAUGGAGUUGAACCAAGAGCAUCAGAAGUCGAAUGAAGAAGUUGAGGAGUGCUUGAAGAAGUUGGUGGAGUUAGUCAAACCAGAGAAAUCAGAAAAAAUCGAAUUGGAUCGGCUGAGGGAGAACGUGAAGCGAUGCACGGUGGAAUUCUUGAAGCCGAUUGCAAUGUUCUACAAUGCAUUGACGUUGGUUCCGCCUCCAGAUGUGCUGAAAUACGCAUCGAUGGAUGAGUUCGAGGCUUUAUGUAGAUACCUAGAUAUGCCUGUGGGCUUGCUUCAGAUCUUGAAGGGAGAGCACGUGGAACGAUUGUUUAAACUGUAAGUAGCUUUCCAAAUUAAAAGACUUGAUUUGCAGUAUAUCCUUAAUAUAGACGUGUAAUUGAUGUUCUUCGCUUCUUCGUAGAGCAACUAUAAACGUAUAUGUUACAAUAAACUUAAUCUAUUCUAGCUGGUCCUCCUACACCCGCCUUCCUCAAGCCCUGACCAAAGUCGACCGUCCUCUGAAGCCAAGAACAUUGGUCGAACUCCCUCACGACUACACAGAUCUCGUCAACAUGGCCGCCCAAUACCGUUGCCCUAGUGUAAAGACCGAUGGAAUGUGUGGAGCGGUGGUAACGAUGUGUCUGGUCUGUGGAGACCUCCUCUGUUCCCAAUCUUAUUGUUGUCAACGCAACAUCAAAGGCGAACAAGUGGGAUCGUGCACAUAUCACAUGUACUACUGUAGCGGCAAAACCGGAAUCUUUUUGAGAAUCCGCGAGUGUCAGGUCAUCUUCUUGACCGCCUCUAAGCGAGGAUGCAUCAAAAGUGCACCAUACGUGGAUCAGUUCGGGGAAACAGAUUGGGGAUUCAGGUGAGUAUUGUUUAUCCUUUUUUAUUACAGAAAUUAUUAAGAUACGGGUUUUUAUAUUUUUUGGAGUUGAUAUGAAAGGUUUUUUACCCUGUUUUCUAUUAUAUUACUAUAAAAAUAUUAUAUGUAGUUUAUUAUCCAGUAAACUUCAAUUUUUUCUUUCUUCAGUUUAAACAUAUAUUGUUUUAGACGAGGAAACCCCCUAUUCUUGAGCACCGAACUGUACAAACGUCUCCAACGCCUAUGGCUACAUCAAGAAGUGGCCGAAGAAGUGAUCAACCAGUACGAGAUCAACAUACGCAAUAGCGCCCUCGACUGGAACCACUUUUAA
Messenger RNA from Bursaphelenchus okinawaensis, 8703 nucleotides. NCBI's taxonomy places the organism in Eukaryota, Metazoa, Nematoda, Chromadorea, Rhabditida, Aphelenchoididae. The record is from the annotation of a GenBank genome assembly.